AUGAGCUCGAAGUUUGCCAGUCGCAGAAAGCCUCGCAAGGUCGGCGGUGAUGACUUGGAGGGAGAGGAGGACGGUGUCGCUGCUGCGCAGGGUUCGUUUACCAAGUUCUCCGCUCACCAAGCCGGAAGAAUAUCCAGAAAGGCGAAGCUAAUCACUGGAAAUACAGAGCCUGUUGUCAAGCGCCCAAUUAAAUCCAAAGUGAAAUCGAAAUCGAAAUUGAAUCUCUCCUUCGGUCCCGACGAGACCUCGAUGACGGAUAGCAACCAGGAAAGUGAAGUCAUCAUUCCUAAACGACAUGGCCUCGGUCGCAAGGUUAUGGAACGAAGUGCUUUUCAAAGAACCCUGACGCCCUCUGGACUAUCGGAUACAUUCUCCGCCCGUGUUGGACAUGACCAGGACCGUCCAAGCUACAGCAACGAAUAUCUCAAAGAAUUGCGAGACUCGACACCCUCCACCCCAAAAACGAGCACCGAUGACGAGAAAGACAGAACAAUUGACGUCGCGGCCAAAUUUGGCGAGCUUGUGACGGUUUCAGGGCCAUCAGCUAUUCCCAGUGAAGCGGAAAUACGGGAGAAAAAGGCCCGGCGCGCACGACUCGCCAUGGAACACACGGCCAAGGAGGACGAUUAUAUUUCCCUAGACGAUAACGGGGAGUAUGGGGAUGACUGGGAUGCGGUUGCAAGGGAUGAGAAGCCGGAGAAGGAACGGGAUACUCGAUUGUUGCGGGAUGACGAAGAUUUUGCGGAGGGAUUCGACGAAUUCGUGGAAGAUGGCAAGAUUGCUCUUGGGCGGAAAGCCGAGCGCGAACGAAAACACAAGGACCGCGAGGCCAUGCGGGAGCUCAUUGAUGAUGCCGAGGGAUUGUCCGACGAGGAAGAUUCAGACCUGGAACAGAAAGCGGCAUAUGAGGCCGCCCAAACCAAGGCAGCUAUCGGACAGAGCCAAUUUCGUGGGAUCGACCGACCCAAGACUCCUCCCAAAAUGACAUCGCUGCCUCGACUGGCCAGUAGUCUAGAACGAUUACGUACGUCUCUGGCGGGCAUGGAAACAUCGAAGACUCAGAUGAUUCGGCGCAUGGAAGAAUUGCGAAAGGAAAAGGAAGAAAUCGCCAUGCGAGAGGUGGAAAUCCAAGCGCUUAUCAAAGAAGCUGGAGAAAAUUAUGAGCGGCUCAAGAAGGAGGCCGGCAUCGACGCCGCUGCAGACGCCAACGCCUCGGCAGGAGCUUUACAGGCCCGUGGAUUGGAAAGCAUUGGCGCGCCCGUGGCAUCAUUGGAUUCCAGCUUGGAGGAGCCAUGA
Messenger RNA from Penicillium macrosclerotiorum, 1296 nucleotides. RefSeq lists its product as uncharacterized. NCBI's taxonomy places the organism in Eukaryota, Fungi, Ascomycota, Eurotiomycetes, Eurotiales, Aspergillaceae. Gene Ontology annotation, biological process: spliceosomal complex disassembly. Gene Ontology annotation, cellular component: U2-type post-mRNA release spliceosomal complex. Bases 1 to 1296 code for a protein of 431 amino acids. The record is from RefSeq and is a predicted model, not a curated record. The transcript has a single exon.